Messenger RNA from Spirometra erinaceieuropaei, 450 nucleotides. Lineage: Eukaryota; Metazoa; Platyhelminthes; Cestoda; Diphyllobothriidea; Diphyllobothriidae. The record is from the annotation of a GenBank genome assembly.
AUGGAUCACCUGACUGAGCUCUUCCAGGAGAUAUGGCGUCAAGGUGAAGUCCCGCAAGAUUUCAAAGACGUAACCAUCGUGCAUCUCUACAAGCGAAAAGGGAACCGCCAAGUCUGCAGCAAUCACCGUGGCAUCUUUUGGCGGACCCACCUGUGCUCUACCUUCGUUGACCUGACGAAGGCCUUCGACACGGUGAAUCGUGAAGGACUGUGGAAGAUCAUGCAGCAAUUCGGCUGUCCGGAGCGAUUCAUUCAGAUGGUGCGUCAGCUGAACGACGGUAUGAUGGCGCGAGUCACGGACAACGGAGCUGUCUCAGAGGCAUUCGCAGUGACCAACGGAGUGAAGCAGGGAUGCGUGCUGGCGUCCACCCUCUUCAGCCUUAUAUUCUCUGCCAUGCUGGUGGACGCCUACAGAGAUGAACGCCUGCGAGAACUUCGGUCUGGUCAUUAA